AUGCCGUCUGUCUGGGCAGGUGCUGCACAUUGGACGUUCAGUCCGAGCGGCUGCUUUCAGCAUCUCGACGGCUCGGUCGGGUUCAACAGCAAUGGCGAUUCCAUGCCGGCCGCCUCCUCUGCCCCGGUGUGCCACCGCCUGGACUGCGGGGCAGAGCUGUGGCUCUCGGGCGGCGAGCUGCCUGAUGCCGAGCAGGCGGGCCUGUACAUCAAGACCGCCCUCGCCCGCGGCGAGCGCCCGAUCUACCAGUCCGAGUCCGGCCGCUUCUUCAUCUACUACUGGCGGGAGCUCGCCGCGUGGCGGCUCGGCGAGAGCCCCUCCGCCUCGUGGGCGGCGCUGGCGUCGAGGGACGGCGACGCGCCGUACUGCCCAGACUUUGUGGCGUCGUG
Prorocentrum cordatum is the source of this 389-nucleotide messenger RNA. The record is from the annotation of a GenBank genome assembly. Lineage: Eukaryota; Dinophyceae; Prorocentrales; Prorocentraceae.